CAAAAACAUAUAUGUUAUCUACUGACUACUAUCCUACUAUAAUAGCAUGCAUGAAGUUUGUUGUUAAUGUAAUUACCAUGGCAGCAAUAUAACAACCACAUACAACGUCACGUGGAGUCGCGGAAAACAUACUUUAGGGGGUCAUAGAGUCUAUUAUUCCAACAAAGAAAUGAUAUAAUUUAUUAAUCAUUCCGCUACGAUACAUGGAACACUACUGACGGAAAUAGUAAACGAUAUACUUGUGCAUUGUACCUUCGACGAUUAGUUCAUAAAUAAGUAAUUUAAAAAUUUAAAAUGAAUGUCGCUACACCUGUGAAUUCCGAUAAAUUGCGGUAUAAAAUAAAAGUUAGCGGUCUCCCUAGAUUUUAUUCGUUAUUGGAUCCAUUGCUACAAGAAUUUUUAAAAAUGAUUAAUGAGGAGUUGAGACUAAAUUGCAUACACGCGAGAUACAGUAAAAAGGGUAACGCAUGGCUAUACCUCACAUUUCCAACAGAAUCCGAACAAGCGGUUGCUUUAAGACUAUUAAAAAAAUAUAACUGGAAAGGACGUUCUUUAAUCAGCACAUUAGUUACGGCCGACACGCCUAAAAACAACUUAAAUUUAACAUACGUCGAAGGAAACCAUGUAGCUAAAAGACCAAGACUCGAUAUUCCACUUAGUGAACAAGUUUUGAUGUCUACAAUUCCUUAUCAUAGUAUCGAAUACGAAGAACAAUUGAGAAAAAAAAGCGAAGAAGCGAGAAUAUUGUUUCAACGGUUUGGGACGAUCAUUCAACGGAAACAACCACCGCUCGCGGAAUGGUGCGCGGCGCGCAAACGUCAGCUGAACAGCGAUCUAGCGUUCGAACUGUCGCCGAUAAUACCGUCGAAAAAAGUCGACCGAUAUCGCAACAAAUGCGAGUGGAGCGUGGGAAUUAAUCCCGACAGCGAUUCAGUGGCCGUCGGACUGAGAGUGAAAGAUUCGAUGGACGGAAUCCACUAUGUCGGUCCACCGGAUUGUCUAAGAAAUUUGCCGAUGCCAAUGAUCACGUUAGCGAAGAAAUUCGAAGAUUUUGUGAAAAAUAAUUCUCAAGAUUGGAGAAUAUGGCGCAAUAUGAUAAUUCGUAUGAACGAAGACGGAGAAGUCAUGGUGUCGAUAGUAAUCAAUCAGCAUCUUCUGGACAACGAUCAAUUAUCAAACAUUAAAUGUUCAAUAUCAGAAUGGUCUAAAAAAAACAUAACCGAAAACGUAGUGUCGUUAUAUUUUCAAGUCCAUGGAGAAAAGACCUUGGUUGAUUGUAUCGGUACCACAAUCGAAGCUGAAUUAUUGUGGGGACAAAAGUACAUUGUAGAAAAGCUAUUAAACUUAUCGUUAGAAAUCUCUCCAGCCACAUAUUUUCGUUUGAACAGUUUAGGUGCCGAAGAAUUGUGCAAAGUGGUUGCUGAUCUUGCCGAUGUGAACGAAAAUACUACAGUUUUGGAUUUGUUCUGUGGAUCUGGAUGCUUAGCUCUUACAUUAGCCAAGAAAUGUAAACAAGUCGUGGGCAUCGAGCUAAUUAAAGCAAAUAUAAUGGACGCAAAAAGAAAUGCAGAAAUAAAUGGAAUUGUCAACUGCGAAUUUAUAGCUGGUAGGACGGAAGAUAUUUUGGACUCCGUUCUUAACAAACUGAAAGGGUGUAACGUAACUGUGAUAAUGGAUCCGCCUUUAACUGGAGUCAGUACCGGAUUGGUCAGAACUCUUCGUAAAUUUAAAGAAGCUAUAAAUUUAAUUUACGUUUGUUCUAACCACAAAUUGCCAUUGAAAAAUCUGCUAGAUUUUUCCUCUGUAGUUAGAUAUUGGCAAAAGCCAAUAGAUACCGAUCCAUUUCUUCCACUUCGUAUAGUUCCUAUAGAUAUGUGCCCUCAUACACUUAGGUCAGAACUGGUUUUGCACUUUAAGAGGUUUUGUGUAGAUGACAUAUUGUCAACUAAAAACGAUAGACCGUCGAAAAUCUAUAACAACAGACAAUUUAGGACAAAAUUUAAUCCAAGGACAUCGGAAACAGUUACGUCAAAUAUUCAACCAUCCACAUCCGGAGUGGGUGGAUUGUUGGACUAUCUCAAGAAAAUCGAAGAAAGAGCUUAUCAAGAAGGGUUAGCCAAAGGAUUGGAAAGGAAAGCGUUUCAAAUGGGCUAUUCUAGAGGACUUCAGUGUGCCACCGCGGCUAAUGACGAUGAUAAAUUUAAAAAUAACACUUCUACUAAUUCUGAUCAGUAAUUACCAAACACUAUAAUAGUAUAUAAUAUAUAUUUAUAAUUUUAAAAGUUCCAUACACAUUGUUCAUAAACAAAAUAACCAGUCCUUUACAAUUGUAUUUCUAUGAUAACCUAUACGUUUUAAAUUUUUUCUAGGUAAAAUAUAAAUUAGGUUAUAAAUCGAGGAAAAAUUAUUAUGCUCAAAUGCACAUUAUAUAAUUCACAGCUAUUAAUAUACAUUAUAAUAUAUAUUAUAUAUUAAGUAUACAAUAUAUAUAUAUAUAUAUAAUACAGAGUUUAAAAUAAUUAUUUAAAUUUAAUAAAUAAUCUUAAGUUAAUAUUUUACAAUAGCAUUUUUGUUAUAUUAUAAAUUUGACAUGUAUUAUUAUUUCUUUUUUACUACCUACCUAGUCAAUGUUGUAUACUACAAACAAUAUUACCUAUAUUCACCUAUAUUAUCUACAUUCACAUAAUAUUUUGUAUAUUAUUAAUUAUUAUAAGUUAUACAUUUUAAUGAAGUACAAAAUAAAAUUGAACAUAUUUUAAUUUUCUGUUUACUUACUAUACUUGCAAUAAGUACUAUUAUUUUAAUUUCUAGUAUAAAUAAUAAAUAUACAUUACAUAAAAAAAUA
Molecule: messenger RNA, 2845 nt
Organism: Aphis gossypii (cotton aphid)
Lineage: Eukaryota; Metazoa; Arthropoda; Insecta; Hemiptera; Aphididae
Product: tRNA (uracil-5-)-methyltransferase homolog B-like
Exons: 10
Coding region: 295-2235 (646 amino acids)
Biological process (GO): RNA processing
Molecular function (GO): RNA methyltransferase activity
Source: RefSeq, a predicted model, not a curated record